UUGUUGCCGUGUUUUUCACGUUUUCUUCUUAUCUUUUAAAGUACGGAAAUCAUCCAUUGUCGGCUGGAUCGUGAAGCAGAGAAAUGGGGAAGACCUUCAAAGAUGAAUUUUCAUAUGAUGAAAGAGUCGCAGAAUCACAGGAUAUAAUCGCCAAAUAUCCCGAUCGAGUGCCGGUGGUGGCUGAAAGAUAUUCCAAAACUGACCUCCCUGAGAUGGAAAAGAAGGAAUACCUGGUACCCCGUGAUAUGUCCGUUGGCCAACUUAUCCACAUUCUGAGUGGCAGGCUCCAUCUGGCUCCUGGGAAAGCUCUCUUCGUGUUUGUGAAUAACUCCUUGCCUCAAACAACAAGCUUGAUUGAGACCGUGUAUGAUUCUUCCAAGGAUAAAGAUGGGUUCCUCUACAUGUGCUACAGCAGUCAGAAAACCUUUGGUCCCUCUUAGAAAGUUGACAUUGUGAACUGAAAUAUGUAUCUGGUUUCUGUUUUGCAUGUCUGGCAUGCACGGUUGUUCAUCCCGUAAAUUCUUGCACUGGGAUAUGUCUAUAUUGUCAACUGAAUACAUGAUGGAAAUUCAAAUGUUAAAUCUAUCGGGUUUCAGACUUGACGUUC
This is a messenger RNA of Lycium ferocissimum, 607 nucleotides long. RefSeq names its product autophagy-related protein 8i. The transcript has 5 exons. Bases 84 to 440 code for a protein of 118 amino acids. Gene Ontology annotation, biological process: cellular response to nitrogen starvation. The record is from RefSeq and is a predicted model, not a curated record. Lineage: Eukaryota; Viridiplantae; Streptophyta; Magnoliopsida; Solanales; Solanaceae.